AUGAAAUAUUUGCUACUAUUGAUGAAACUAUUUAUUGUUGUUGGUCGAUACAACCAUCGGAUUAUGAAAUGGUUGUCUAACGCCUCUGUUUGUAUUUGUGUGGCUGGAAACUGUGAUCUUGGUAGGAACGAACCAUGCUUGAUGUCAUCUACAGAUAUAGUUGUUGAUGAAAAUGGAUUUAUGUACAUAAGCGAAAGCGAGAGUACACAAAUCACUCGAUGGACGCCUAAUUCAACGGCUAGUAAGUGUGUUGUUGGUUGCACGAAAUCUCGCGGGAAUGCUUCAAAUCAAUUAAGCGGGCCUCAUUCAUUAACAUUCGACAAAUAUGGUUUGCUCUACGUUGUUGACUACGAAAAUCACAGAAAGCAAAAUUUUCAAAUUCUCAAUAAUUCAGAGACAUCAACGACGACUGGUUCAAUGUCAGCUUCACAAGAAAGUAAAUCUGACAAGAAAUUGAACAGAAAACGAGCGCAACUACCAAAAACUUUAGCAUCUUUGAUUCAUCGGUCAUCGGUAUUUGUAACUCCAAUACCGUCAACACCACCGUUUUUUUGUCCCGCCAAAAGUAUGCAACAAUUCAAUGAGCAUUGGCAUCAAUUGUAG
Messenger RNA from Adineta ricciae, 603 nucleotides. The record is from the annotation of a GenBank genome assembly. Lineage: Eukaryota; Metazoa; Rotifera; Eurotatoria; Adinetida; Adinetidae.